Messenger RNA from Loa loa (African eye worm), 888 nucleotides. RefSeq lists its product as hypothetical. The record is from RefSeq and is a predicted model, not a curated record. Gene Ontology annotation, cellular component: nucleus; cytoplasm. Gene Ontology annotation, biological process: regulation of gene expression. The coding region runs from base 1 to 888 and encodes 295 amino acids. Gene Ontology annotation, molecular function: transcription corepressor activity. Lineage: Eukaryota; Metazoa; Nematoda; Chromadorea; Rhabditida; Onchocercidae. The transcript has 7 exons.
AUGUAUACAGAAAUCAAAGAAUUGAUCAACUUUUUGGCUGUUUUCAUGCACCAUCGUAUUGCAAGACGUCGGAUCAGUUUGUGCAUGGAAAGUUUUGCGAAUCAUUUAGCAACAAGAUUUCAUGAUAAUUGGCGCCCUGAUGAACCAAAACAUGCUCAAGCUGAACGUAUCUUGGCAAUUAAAACACGUGGAGGUAUGGAUGAAAUGUUCAUUGCCGUUGCGGCAAGUGUUGGCAUCAAUGGGGAUGAUCUUUAUGCAAGCUUUCCAACAACCAUUUUCAUCUACUGUAAUCCUGGUGAAGUAACUUGCCGCAUUUCGGAUUAUCCAUCCAUUGUGAUUAUUUGGCGUGGCGAUGUGGACGCGGACAAAUUUUAUAUUCCAACUCCUAUUGGUGCUGCAAAAUAUUACGAUGGAAACUCACACAACAUUCAAAAUACCGUUUUGAAUGCUUAUGUAAAGCAAGAAUCAAUGCUUCGUCCAGCUGGACAUGCGAAAAAACGAGAUGUGAAACCGGAACGCUGCAUUCCGCUCACUUUGGUUAGCUCUGCUGAGAUUGAUGCAUACGAUCUGCUUGCUACUGGUUUCAUCGACAUAAACGAGGUUCCACCGGUUUUAUUUCGCUAUAAACGAGCGAAUUCGAAGCAAUUCACGGUGCGUUCAUUUGCUGCUACGCGUUUCGGUUCGCAUCGACCGCGACCGGAUCAUAAAGCUAUGCGUCGCAUUCAGCAUGCUGCUGCAUAUCUUGCCAUAACAAACGCAAAUGCAAUUCAACAAGCUAAUGUACCGCUACUUGAGAAUUUUCCGGUGAAUUUUCAGUUUGCUAUGGGUCCGGAAGGUGGCAAUGGUAAGUGUUGUGGUUGCAAAGAUUUAUCUCUGUUGUUUGGUUAA